AAUCUAUGAAAUGGAUUAAUCAUCAUUUUAAUAAUUGAUUUAGAACGUAUCAUUUGUAAUAAUUCUAGGAAAGGAAAGAGAUAUUGCAAUGGAAAAUCUAUAAUUUGCUUAGGCUCCAAAACAUGGAGAAAAUUAUGCCAUAAAUUUAUGGUGGAAUCACAAAAUUUUCCUGAAAUUGUGGAAGCCCAAUAAAAGGAUAGAUAAUAUCAACCUUCAACUUUACUUACAUCAUUUCUCCACCCAUGACAACUUGGCUUAAACCAUGAAAAAAAACACUAAAUUUAGGCAAACACCUUUUGACACCAAUAGAUACAUUUGACAAACAUCAAACUUCGGUUUAGGACCUUUGUCUUCCUUUCUUUAGGCGUAAUAGUUCAUCUCUUCCUCCAACAAUCAAAGUGAAACCAAAAAUUAAAAGGAAAAAAGAAAUCACGACGAGGGAGAGUGGCUAACAUAUAUUAAGAACACUCUCCCCCCAAUGGACUCAGCCUCUGUAGAGCUCCCAAGACCGCCUGCGCAUGGCAAGUAUGACUUUCACACAAAUAGGCCUAGGCAACGAAAGGGCGCCUACAUAAAAUGUUUUUGCAUUGCCUUAAUUGUUAUCAUCCUAAUUGCCUUAUGUAUUAAUGCCAUAGUUUUGUUCGUUGCCUUCAAGAAGGCUCAUGUGCCAAAUUUCCAAGUAAAAAAUGUUCAAGUUUCAAAAUUUAGUGUUGCUAACGUGUUAACCGAUCAACAAAAAGUGUUAUCAACAGAUCUUGAUUUUUUCUUUGAAUCCGAUAACAAAAAUCCUUUGGUUGGUGUUGAUUUUGGGAAUAUGGUGAUGGACACGAGUUGGGAUGGUGUACAAGCACAUUUAGGGGAAACCCACGUCCAAAAUUUUGUACAAAAGUCUAAGGGUGUAUCAAAGUUGAAAGUAAGUACCAAAAAUGAGGUUGAACUAAAAAAGAAUGUGAAACCAGAGGAUAUGAAGCUUAAAUUAUCUCUUAGUGGAGAUCUCAAGUUUUUUUCUGGUCCUUUCAAGACCAAACUUUAUCCCUUCAUGAUUUCAUGCAAUGAUAUAUCCAGUGUUUCGGUUAAUGCUGCUUGUACCUCCAAAAUGUAUAACAAUGGCAAAAAACCAGAAGCACCAUUGAAGCCAAAGUCACCAACACCACCACAAACACCAAAAGUAAUGCCAAAUGAUGCAAGUCCAACAGCAGAAGGGCCAACAGCGGAAGGGCCAGCUGCGGAAGAGCCAGCCGAUGAGCCUCCAUCGUCACCUCCGGCGAAAUCAUUCCCACCAGUCAAACUCACCGUCCAAGACAAAUAUGUAAUUAUGGAUAACGGAUUUCUGCAAGCUACAAUAGCCAAACCUGGUGGAUUUGUCACUGGCAUCAAAUACAAUGGAGUUGAUAACAUUCUUGAUACAGUCAAUCCAGAAGAUGAUAGAGGGUAUUGGGAUGUUGUUUGGGCUCCACCUGGUACAAAAGGAACCAAAGGAAAUUUCCAAAGGAUAAUCGGUACUGACUUUCGAGUUAUUCUUGAAAAAGAAGAACAAUUAGAAUUAUCGUUUAAGAUAUCAUACGAUCCUGCUACUGGUGGUAAAAAGGUUGCUCCAAUGGAAAUAGAUCAAAGGUAUGUGAUGCUUCGUGGAGUAUCUGGUAUAUAUGCCUACGGUAUCUUUGAGAGGGCAGCUUGGCCUGCUUUUGGUAUGCCUAAUGCUAGGCUUGCUUUCAAGCUUCAAAGACAGCAGUUUAAGUACAUGGUGAUUGCAGAUAAUAGGCAAAGAGAAAUGCCUGCACCCGAGGAUCGUAUGAAGAAUAGAGCUGAAGAGCUUAUUUAUCCUGAAGCAGUGAUAUUGAAGAAUCCUACCGAUCCACAAUUUAAAGGAGAGGUGGAUGACAAGUACCAGUAUUCAAUGGAAAGCCAAGACAUACGAGUACAUGGGUGGAUCAGUAAAGACCCGCCUACUGGAUUCUGGCAAAUUACUCCCAGCUAUGAGUUCCGUUCGGGCGGGCCCAACAAACAAUUCCUCACCUCUCACGUCGGCCCAUCCACUCUUGCUAUGUUUGUAAGUGCACACUACUCAGGAGAAGACCUAAUACCGAGAUUUGCUGAAGGAGAACCAUGGAAUCAUAUAUAUGGCCCUAUGUUUAUGUAUAUGAAUAAUGUGACCACCGGACAAGAUCUUCCUUUGCUUUGGGAUGAUGCUAAAGAAAGGAUGUUAUCUGAAGUCAAACAAUGGCCAUACAGCUUCCCAACAUCAGAAGAUUUCCCUAAAGCCAAUGAACGAGUUAAUGUUACUGGACGAUUUUUCGUUCAUGACAGAUAUCUGAGCAAAGAAAAGGGGCCAGCAAGAAAUGCAUUCAUUGGACUAGGUCCACCAGGAGAAGCAGGAUCUUGGCAAAGGGAUAGCAAGACUUACCAAUUCUGGACACGAACAGAUCAGCAUGGGAAUUUCACAAUUUCAUUUGUACGAGUUGGCAGCUACAACCUUCAUGGUUGGGUUGAUGGCUUUAUUGGAGACUUUAAACACAAUGUGCCUAUCAACAUAACAGUAGGACAGAAUGUAGAUGUGGGUGAGGUUGUGUUUGAGCCACCGAGGGAUGGACCAACCUUAUGGGAAAUAGGCGUUCCUGAUCGUCUUGCAAGGGAAUUCUUCAUCCCUGAUCCUAAUCCAAAAUACGUCAAUAAGCUAUAUGUUAAUCACCCUGAUAGGUUUAGGCAAUACGGUUUGUGGGAAAGAUAUGCAGAAUUAUAUCCAAAGGAUGACUUAGUCUAUGAUGUUAAUGCAAGUGAUUACUCAAAGGAUUGGUUCUAUGCUCAAGUCACAAGGCCAUUAGGUGGAAGGUAUAAUGGAACCACAUGGUCAGUCAAAUUCAAUCUGGAUGAUGUUGCAUUAGAUGCAACCUACAAACUCAGGUUGGCUAUAGCCUCUGCCACCAAUUCCGACUUGCAGAUACGAUUCAACAAGCCAAAACCAAGUCCUCCAAUCUUUACAACUGGGAAAAUAGGUAAUGAUAACUCAAUUGCAAGGCAUGGUAUUCAUGGACUUUAUUGGCUUUACAACGUAGAUGUCAAAGGAAGUGAACUCAACAAAGGCAGCAAUACUCUAUUUUUGACUCAAUCAAAGGGAGUAAGUCCUUUCCAAGGGAUCAUGUAUGAUUAUCUUCGGCUCGAAGGCCCUCCAACCAGUCCUAAGUGAAGACAUGGGUAAUAAAAGAAAGAAAAAAAAAGCUAACCCACUAAUUAAAAAGUCUAAAAUUGAUUCAAUCCUCGAUCAAAUCAAUGAAAAUAACAAUGAUGCAUCUUGCACAAAUUUAUACUCCUGAAUCCUGAUAUACUAUGGUCAAUCCUAAUACUAUUAGGGGGCUGUUUUUUGGUGACAUUUUGGGAGCUGAUUUCUCUAACCCUUUUUGUUGUUACUUGUUUAAUUAUUUCUACCAAUUUACUUUUAGGAGAGGACACUUUUUUAAAACUUUUUUUCGUCUAAUUAGUAUUAUUGAGUUACCAACUAACCAUUGAUGUGUAUAUGUAUUUUUCUUUUUAGUGUAGAAAGAUGAGGUGAUUUUUGCCAUAUAUUUCUUGGUUAUCUACAUAUAUCUUACUUUUGCUAGCUCUAUAUGCACGUGUUCCAUGAUAUGUAGUACCCCCUAUCUCUAACAGUUAGGUGAUUGUAUCUCAAAAUCACACAGAUUUGGAUUAAAAAGUUAGGCUUAUUUAACUUCAAUAGUUUUUUUUUUUUUUUGUUUGACACCAUUUAACUUUACAGUUGUUUAUAUGAGUAAUUAACUUUUGGAAAAUAAUUAUCAGUUGAAAAUGUUUCCCUCAAAACCAUAUGCAGACACGUAGUACGUCUUAGUCUUAUGGAAACAAUAAAAUGAAUAAAGGUGAACAUGGCGGUAAAAAAUCUGAUAAUGCAAUAAUUAUGCAAGCAAGGUAUUUCAAUAUCCUUUUGAAAACACAUUACAUUUGAAACUCAAAAAUAAAUCACAAUUAACAAAUAACAAUACAAAAUGAUAUGGAAUAACUAUUAAUUAGCACCACAAUACCUUUAACCUGCAGUAAGAUUGCACGAGUAAUUUAGUUAGAAUUUUGAAUCUCCCUUUUCUUCUUCUCUGCAGCAUCUGUCGCGUUUACUUGCAUCUUAGCUGUUUGUAAAUCAGCUAUUGUUGCUUCCUUCUCGUUUCUUGCC
Messenger RNA from Chenopodium quinoa (quinoa), 4174 nucleotides. Its product is annotated as probable rhamnogalacturonate lyase B. Gene Ontology annotation, molecular function: carbohydrate binding. Lineage: Eukaryota; Viridiplantae; Streptophyta; Magnoliopsida; Caryophyllales; Amaranthaceae. The record is from RefSeq and is a predicted model, not a curated record. The coding region runs from base 479 to 3184 and encodes 901 amino acids. The transcript is spliced from 16 exons.